AUGAAUGCCAGUCUUGGAAAAGCUGGUGCAUGCAUUGAGGAAGCUGAAUUUCGAUACGAUUUUCUUCAUCAUCAUCAAAAUUCAUAUGAUUAUCAAGUUGCUGUUUAUUUUGAAGAUGCGACUGCAGUCAUACAGAAAAUUACUUAUAAUGCAGUCACUAAUACUUUCACCGAAUUUUCUAUUCCAUUAAAAUAUGGCAUUCCUAUUUUUCAUCACUAUCAGACUGAUUCUUUUGAUCAGUUAAAAUACUGGUUUGAAAAUACAGAUAAAUCAAAUUACUUAAAUGUACAUGUGGUUCAGCCUCUUAUAGUAUCUAAUCCAUAUUCAUCGCCAUUUUUACUGGCGGCAUAUGGCAUCAGAUUAAAUAACCUGAAUCAUCAUGAUUUUAUUAUUCAUAUGUUAAAUGAAUGGUAUGAUAAAAAUCGUUGUUCAAUGAAUAUUUCCAAUGAAAAAUUAAUCGAAAACGAAGAUUUUCAAGUCUUUAUAAGCUUCAAUGGAUUAUCUGAAGAAGCUUGCAUAUCGUGCUCAUGUGGCAUUAAAGUACAAUUAAGUCAAGUUCGUGAGAACUUUUCUAUGAGUAAUUAUUAUAAACAUUUAAAAUCUAAGAGAUGUAUGAUGAUAAAGAAGAAGAAAAUAACAACUUGUAAUAUUAAUGAUGACUCGAAUACAAUUGAUGACCAAGAAUUAGUCGAUAUUGAUGAAUCAGUAAAUAUGUCAAUGAUCGAUCAUACACAGUCUUCAAUUUCGAAAAAAAUUCUAUCAAAAAAACGACGUAUUAAACAAUAG
Messenger RNA from Rotaria sp. Silwood2, 786 nucleotides. The record is from the annotation of a GenBank genome assembly. Lineage: Eukaryota; Metazoa; Rotifera; Eurotatoria; Philodinida; Philodinidae.